AUGCACGCCCGCACUACCACAACGACCACGACCUGCUCCAUGCACAACAAUGGCGUGCGGCGCCCAGUUCAGAAGUACCAGGUGGCCAUCAUCGGAUCCGGGAACUGGGGUAGCGCUAUAGCCAAGGUGGCCGGCGAGAAUGUGGCCCAGCAACCCGAACUCUUCGAGCCUCAAGUUAAAAUGUGGAUGCAAAAUCGAGACUUGGCGGACAUCGUCAACACCCGGCACGAGAACACCAAGUACCUGCCAGGCAUAAAGCUGCCCACCAACGUGAUUGCCGUGCCCGACCUGCUGGCGACGUACGUGGAAGAGACGUGCAGGAAGCUCCGGGGCCACCUCCGACCCGACGCCAAGGCUGUAUCGCUCAUCAAAGGCAUGUCCGUGGAGGACGGCGAACCGCAACUCAUCUCCGAGCUCAUCAAUGGCAAGUUAUCUCCCUUCUCCCCAAAAACCCAACCCACGCCAGGGGGAAGCCUGCUUGACAUCGACGUGAGCGUCCUCUGCGGAGCCAACAUUGCGAGCGAAGUCGCCAAAGGCGGGUUCAGUGAGGCCACCAUCGGGUACAAGGACAGACAGGCGGGAGAAGUUUGGCGGAAGCUGUUCCACAACCCGACCUUCCGAAUCAACACGGUGGACGACGUUGCGGGAGUUGAAGUGUGCGGCGCUCUCAAAAACGUGGUGGCGCUGGGUGCUGGUUUCUGCGACGGCCUGGGAUUGUCCUCGAACACGAAGGCAGCUGUGAUUCGAUGCGGCCUGGCUGAGAUGCGAAAGUUUGCCCAGACCUUCUUCAGCGACAUCAACAUGCAGACCUUCUUCGAAAGCUGCGGCGUGGCUGAUCUGAUCGUCACCUGCUUCAGCGGGAGGAACCGUAAGGUGUCAGAGGCCUUCGUGGUCACAAAGAAGAGCUUCGAGGCGCUCGAGAAGGACAUCCUCAACGGACAAAAGCUGCAGGGCACCCUCACAGCUCAAGAAGCCCACGAGGUCCUGGAGAAGAAGGGACUCACCGACGAGUACGAAUCCCCCUCUUCCUUCGCACGGUUCCCGCUGUUCCGGACCAUCUACCAGAUCGCGUUCGAAGGCUUGGCGCCCUCACACAUCACCGCCUUCUGA
This is a messenger RNA of Acanthamoeba castellanii str. Neff, 1110 nucleotides long. Its product is annotated as glycerol-3-phosphate dehydrogenase (soluble). Gene Ontology annotation, biological process: carbohydrate metabolic process; glycerol-3-phosphate catabolic process. The transcript has 12 exons. NCBI's taxonomy places the organism in Eukaryota, Discosea, Longamoebia, Acanthamoebidae. The record is from RefSeq and is a predicted model, not a curated record. Bases 1 to 1110 code for a protein of 369 amino acids. Gene Ontology annotation, cellular component: glycerol-3-phosphate dehydrogenase (FAD) complex; cytosol. Gene Ontology annotation, molecular function: NAD binding; protein homodimerization activity; glycerol-3-phosphate dehydrogenase [NAD(P)+] activity.